CCUGCUGUUGUUAUCGAAGCCAAAGCCACACAUUUGAAAUUUUUUAAAACGAAAUGGAAGUUUAUACAUUUGAGAAAUCCUACUUGGAACGUUUAAAAGAAGCCGAGGCGGUUUUAUCGUGGGAUGGAGCUGUUAUACCCGCCUCACAAGUACGUUCCGAGUGGAAAUCCUUUGUGGAGUUGCAAAUAGAACCGACUGGAUGGCAGGCCAUCUGGAGAAUUCCGCGCGUAAUCUGUGAAGAUCUAAAAUUACGCUAUCCCACCAUAGUCUAUGGCUAUGUGGACCAGGUGAUCUUUGAAGAAUUGAAGGCAGUAUUUGUGGUAACAGCUGUGCAGGACAAUGAUGUUCAUUUACCCGAACGCAACGAGGUUCAUCUCAUUGAAUUAUGGCCCACAUUGAAGCAAGAGAACUCGGCCCUCAAUGUAGACACAACAGCUGAGUGUGUGGAUCGUUUGCGUUUCUUUUACACUUAUGUAUGGAUGCCCUGGGACAAGGAUUACGAUGAUGAUCGCGAUUGGGUGCAACAGCACUUGGAGUCGCGCAUUCAAUUGGCUUGUGAUUUGAGCAAAAAUAAGUUGUCACGUCCGCUGGCCUGUCAUGUGCGCAGCCUAACCAUGGAAGCUCGAUAUAUUGAACAGCGUUUAGAGUACCUGGAACUGGAUUUGAGUGAUGCCGAGGCAGAGAGCGACGAUGAGGCAGUGGAAUUGAAGGACAAUGGAAGUGAUCCCUCUAGAAAAGUUUCGAAAACGACAGCCAGCGGUGGUGGCGAUCGUAAUGUUAGCCUUAACAUGUCCACGCUCCCAGUGACUGAUUUAAUGUGCCUUCAUCUGCGUAUGGCCAUUAUACGCAGUGAAUUUGAGAUUCUCGAGAAUACCGAAAUGCGACGUGCGUACAGUGAGUUAAAAGCGAAUGGUCUUAAAUGUAAUCUUGCUAGUGGUUCACUGUUGGACCAUGUUGAGCGCCCGGCCCUAUGUCAUCUGGUCACUGUGGCCGGUCCAUUGCAGCAACAAAUGGAUAUGCUAUUGAUGGCCAAGCACCAUCUUGGAAACCAAAAAAUGGAUGUAUCAAUGGGAAAAUCUCUUCAAGAUGUUCUAACCAUAUGCCAGAAAAAUGAUUCUAUAUUCUUGUCACCUGGUCAACAUACAAUUAAGUUUUUGGAGCAUUUUAAUGACAAAGGUUGUCUCAAGGGUUUGGCCAAGUCGGAGACUAUUAUGAACUGCGAUAGAAAUUUCGAUCAGUUGCCAGUGAUCUGUUCAAGCGAUGAGGAUAGUACAUUGCUAGUUAUCGAUGGGGAUUACACAUUCACCAAUUUGGUUUUCAACUGUUCACGUGUGCGUCGAGGAAUCCUCCUAAGGAAUGGCAAUCUUUGCCUAAAGGGUUGCCGUCUUACUGGCGAUGGUCAUUCAUCUACCCAAGAGGGUAUCGUUUGUUUGCCAGGUGCAAAUCUCGAGCUCAAGGAUUGCCUAAUCGAGGAUUUUGGUGUGGGCAUUUCCAUGCGUCCGCAAUCUCAAGCAGAGUUGGGAAGUGUAACAAUCAGAAAAACCUUGACAGGAAUGGAAUUGCUGGACCGAUCGGUGGCCAUGAACUUACAGGGUUCGAAAUGUAUUUUUGAAAAUUGUUGUGUGGGAAUUAUUGCCGAUGGAAUAUCCUUGCCGGGACGCAUGGAAAAGGAGCUUGUGUUAAAGGAUUUCAAUGAUUUAAAGAGUUUGAACGACAAAAAUCUAAUGGGAAAUUGCAAUUUUGUAAAAUGUCGCAAGUGUAUACGAGUUUUCAAUGAAUCCAAUCAACUGAUGGCAAAGCAUUUGCAUGAAAUCCUGCUUGAAGAGGGUGGGGAGGAGAAGGAGAACAUUAAAAUGGCAUGAGGUUGACAUUGUGAAUUAGUUUUAAAAUAAGUGAUGCAUAUCAAAUAUACAUAAACAUAUAUAUAUUUAAAUUUAACGGUUACUACAGCGCUGCCACAUAGGUAGAUGUGCGCAACAGUUGGUUGUAGGGCUGCCAUUUAUUUUGGCUAAUUGAUAUUCUCUACUUAGAAAAAAAAGUGACUAAAACAUUAUUUCUAAAUUACUUAAGCCUUCCAAAUUAGUUAUUAAUAUCAAAUUAAUUUUAAUAAAAUUUAAACAACCAGCUACUAUCUCGGAACUGGGUGGCAACGCUGUGAGUUGUUUAUAAAUAACGAUACGCACUUAA
Drosophila willistoni is the source of this 2187-nucleotide messenger RNA. It is a transcript of the gene nesd, whose product is annotated as protein nessun dorma. Lineage: Eukaryota; Metazoa; Arthropoda; Insecta; Diptera; Drosophilidae. Gene Ontology annotation, biological process: spermatogenesis; male meiosis cytokinesis. The record is from RefSeq and is a predicted model, not a curated record. The transcript is spliced from 3 exons. Bases 54 to 1862 code for a protein of 602 amino acids.